Molecule: messenger RNA, 1593 nt
Organism: Miscanthus lutarioriparius
Lineage: Eukaryota; Viridiplantae; Streptophyta; Magnoliopsida; Poales; Poaceae
Source: the annotation of a GenBank genome assembly
AUGUCGGUAUCACCACCUCUGGAUGACGUUGAUAACCGUCCCAAGAUCGAGGCCUUCGUCGUCCAGAGGAACGUGGAGCUCGCCGCGUUUGGAGUGGACCUCUCCCUCGUUCUUGUCGCACUCGUUGGUGGAGACCAGCCAGCCGUCACGCCGGAGGAGUUCCAAGCACACCUUUCCUCGAGGUUCCGUGUGUCUGUGGGCGUGGUCGGGGUCUGUGCUUGGCUUGGGGGCCACUUUGCAUGCGUGUGCCAGCUAGAUGGCUACUCUAGCGUCGCUAUGCAGGAAGGUUCAGCGCUGGGACUUCGAUCCCAUGCUGGUUGGGGUGGAGGCAUGUCUGACCAAAAGGCCACAUUAGGCAAGUCCCAUGAGCCAGGCCGUGUCGGAGGUGGCCAAGGCGGUGGACCUGUGCCUUUUAGGCCUAGACGAGUAGGAGCAGACAGAGGCGGCCCAGCCACACCGGCUGUUGAUGGCAGUGCGCCUGAGGACUUCAUCGCUGCAUUCAAGAAGCCGCUCAUGAUGCCUGUCUUGUCGUCGCCUCCACGACUGUGGCUAACUCGGGCGGCAAGAGCGCGAGCGGGGGAGCUAGACGACUCGGAGCUCGUCCCCAAGAGGAGCGCUAGGCUUGCCGCCAAGAGCAGGCACAGGAACAGAAGCCGGAGGCUCAAGAGCGGAAGGGUUGAGCAUCACUGGGAGUGGAAGAAAGGAAUCAUGUUCAGGAGAAAGCAUGCUUCUCAUUUCAACUCAAAUGAUGCUGAGCAGCAAGAAGCAAAGAUAAAUGAAUUAAAAUCUGCACUUGGCCCUUUGUCUGCCCAUGGCGAGUACUGCAGUGACACAUGUUUGAGAAGAUAUCUUGAAGCCCGGAACUGGAAUGUUACUAAGUCGAGAAAAAUGCUUGAAGAAAGUCUCAAAUGGAGGGCAACUUAUAAGCCGGAGGAUAUUCGCUGGCCUGAUGUUUCUGCUGAAGCGGAAACUGGAAAAAUGUACAAGGCAAGUUUUCGAGAUAGAGAGGGGAGAACCGUAAUUAUUAUGAGGCCUACAAAGGAGAAUUCAACGUCCCAUGACGGUAAGAUCCAGUUUCUUGUAUAUGUUUUGGAGAACGCAAUCCUGGGCCAACAUGAUGGUCAAGAGAAAAUGGUAUGGCUGAUAGACUUCACAGGAUGGACAAUGGCCCAUGCCACACCCAUAAAGACUGCAAGAGAAUGUACAAGCGUCCUGCAAAAUCAUUACCCUGAGAGGCUGGCCAUUGCAUUUCUGUUUAAUCCUCCAAAAGUAUUUGAAGCCUUUUACAAGGCUGUCAAAUAUUUCCUUGACCCGAGUUCGAUUGAGAAACUGAACUUCGUGUACCUGAAGGAUGAGGAGAGCAUGAAGGUCCUGUACAAAUGCAUUGAUCCCGAGGUCCUUCCUGUCGAGUUCGGGGGAAAGAACAGUGUUGUGUACAACCAUGAGGAGUACUCCAAGUUGAUGCUGCAAGAAGAUAUCGAAACAUCAAGCUUCUGGGAAGAUGACGCGAAAACUGUUGACCAUACUGUCAAUGGGAACUUGGUUCCUGAUGUUGCACCUCAGUCGCCGCUGCUUGCUGCUAAAGCCAGUUGA